Messenger RNA from Physella acuta, 2302 nucleotides. RefSeq names its product methionine synthase reductase. Gene Ontology annotation, biological process: homocysteine metabolic process. Gene Ontology annotation, cellular component: cytosol. Lineage: Eukaryota; Metazoa; Mollusca; Gastropoda; Physidae. The record is from RefSeq and is a predicted model, not a curated record. Gene Ontology annotation, molecular function: [methionine synthase] reductase (NADPH) activity; flavin adenine dinucleotide binding; FMN binding.
UUGUCCAGAGACUAGCCCUGAUCAACUUGAUAUUGUUUUUAAUGUGGUUGAAAUAAAUUAUAACGUGGAGAAAGGGCACCAUUAUCAGAGACGUGGUGUUUGCACUGGAUGGCUGGAUGAUAUAACCUCUUGCAUGCAGUUUGAAAAAAAUGCUGUUCAGCUCAUAAAGAUACCCAUAUUCAUGAGGACAAAUCAGCAUUUUCGACCUCCUGAAGAUCUCUCAAAACCUCUAGUGAUGAUUGGCCCAGGUACUGGUGUGGCCCCAUUCAUAGGUUUUUUACAACAGAGAAAUGCUAAAAGAAAAACAGUGGAUCAGUAUGGACAAACUUGGUUGUUUUUUGGCUGUAGGAAUAAAAGUCUUGAUUUUAUUUUCAAGGAAGAAUUAGAGAGAUUUGAAAGAGACGAAAUACUGACUAAAUUACAUGUUUCCUACUCACGUGACCCAUCACUUCCCUUGGAUGCAAAUUCAUGUUAUGUGCAAGACAAAAUGCGUCAACUUGCCCCUGAACUCUGUCGUCUGCUUGUUGAAUCAAGUGCAUUAGUGUAUGUGUGCGGUGAUGCAAAGAAUAUGGCCAAGAAUGUUAAUGAUGCUUUUGAGGAAAUUUUGCAGAAGGAAAAAGGUAUGUCCUCCGAGGAUGCACACCUAUUUGUGAUGAAAAAGAGGAUCAACAAAACGUAUUUAGAAGAUGUCUGGGUUUAAACAGUUUAAGUCAACUGAGACAACAAAUUGUUCAACUUUUAAAUUAAUUGUGCAGAGUACCAAUCACAUAUAAAACAAUUAAUCUAACCACUUAAUUGUCUUUAUAAUACUAAUAAUUUCUUUAGUAAUUAUUUACCUUUAAAAAUGUUUGUUAUUAAAGUGUUAUCUAGAAUGUGUUGCGUAAAAAAAAAGUUAACAACAUAUUUACAAAUAAUUUAUGAUAGCUCCUGUUUCAUUUUUAUUAUUUUAAAAGCUUUUACUUAGGUCUGUCUGGGAUGGAUGCUAGGUCAUAUCUUUAACUCAAUUGUGACUAUUUCAAUUGCAGUGGUUUCUUUUUAGACAAAUUUGCCUCCAAUGAGAAAGCAAAAAUGUCCCACAUUUUCCAGCAAAAUAUUUUUAGUAUUAAAUUAGUUCUUUUGAAGGAGGUAAAAGAUCUAGAGUAGAAUAGUAACAGUAUCAGACAUGAAUUUUACAAACUUGAGAGUAGACCACUGAUAACAUUAAAGGGGAAGGUAAUUGAUACAGAGUGUGUUUUAAAGCAAUUAUGUCUUAAUAUAAAUUUGAGUGGGUUGUCAACUAUUAAUAACGAAAAGAAUAGAACAAAUUAAAAUGGUUUAAAUGUUGACUUUGUUAUAUCUAAAUACUAAAAAGUAGAAAAAGUAAUUAUAAAAACCAACCUUAUUUUUUACUAUUAUAAUCUAAUAUAUAAAGCUCAAUUCUGUAUGUUUGUAAUAAGUUUGUCGUUGACAAAUGUUGUAUGUAUUUUACGGAUAAGCUUGGAGUAUUAUAAUUGUUCGUUUGGUUUGGCACCUACGUUCGUUUAAGUGAGUGCGACUAUGAAUAAGUUGGGGUACUAUAGUCGUUUAUUAAGCUGAAACAGGCGAUUCUGCCCCGGGCUAGACUGUGAGCACUUUGCGUUUAUGUUCGUGUUUGUGUCUUCUUUGUGUUUAGGUAGGGUUUGCGUUAGUGGUUGCGUUUUGAUUUGGUUCAUUUUUGUUCUUUCUUUUUUCGUUUGUGUUUUUUUGUUUGUGUUUGUGGUUGGUUUUGCGUUUGGAUUUGGUUUGUUUUCGUUUGCUUUUUCGUUUUUUUUUUUCUUUGGAUUCGUAUUGGUGUUGUGGUUGGGUUUGUUGUUAGGUUUUUGUUUCCUUUUUUGUUUGUUUUUUCUUUGUGUUUUGUAUUUGUGGUUGUGGCUGGGUUUGUUGUUAGGUUUUUGUUUUCGUUUCCUUUUUUGUUUGUUUUUUCUUUGUUUUGUAUUGGUGGUUGUUUGUUGUUAGGUUUUUGUUUUCAUUUGUAAUUGUGUUUGCGUUUUUUGGUUUUGGUUGGUUGUGGUUUGGGUGGGCAGUGCCGGGUUUAUGAUGAUUACUAAACACACAGGUAAUGGUCUUUAACAAAGGUUUUUCACAGAAGCCAGAGCAGGGCCGGGACGGCUAGUUUGUUUAUAUAAAGGUUUUAAUACUUGAUUUAAUUACCUAAACUAGAUAUACAUUAGUGAUAAUUUUGUAUUUAGAUGCAGCAUUACAAUCUGACUUUUAAGAGUUAUGUAUGUCAAAAAAAGCUUGAUUUAUAAAAAUAGAUAAAGAAUAAAAUAACCAGAUUUCAUUA